AUGACCUUUAUGAACGUCGUAGUUAUCGAUGGAAAGGGCCAUCUCCUUGGACGCCUGGCCUCAAUUGUUGCCAAACAAAUUCUUUCCGGACAAAAGGUAGUCGUUGUCCGCUGCGAGGAGCUGAACAUGUCUGGCAGUUUUUAUCGCGCCAAGCUCAAGUAUAAGGAUUUCCUUCGCAAGCGAUGCAUCGUCAAUCCAACUCAUGGUGCUAUCCACUUUAGAGCACCAUCAAAGAUAUUCUGGAGAACCGUACGAGGAAUGGUUCCCCACAAAACGUCCCGUGGUGCUGCGGCCCUUGGCCGCUUGAAGGUCUUUGAGGGUAUUCCAACUCCCUUUGACACUCAAAAGCGAAUGGUUGUCCCAGCUGCCUUGCGUGCACUCCGUCUGAAGCCAGGUCGUGAAUUUUGUACACUUGGUAGAUUGUCUCAUGAGUUUGGAUGGAAGUACCAAUCUGUCCUUGCCACUUUUGAGGAGAAAAGAAAGGAGCAGGCCGCUACUUAUUAUGCCAAAAAGAAAGCUCAACUUGCAAAGGCUUCCUCUUGGCCUCUAUCUGCCAAGAACUCUGCAGCUGUAGCUUCUAUUGAUGCUGAACUUGCCACGCUCGGUUAUUAA
This is a messenger RNA of Mitosporidium daphniae, 612 nucleotides long. Its product is annotated as 60S ribosomal protein L16. Gene Ontology annotation, biological process: translation; negative regulation of translation. The coding region runs from base 1 to 612 and encodes 203 amino acids. The record is from RefSeq and is a predicted model, not a curated record. The transcript has a single exon. Lineage: Eukaryota; Fungi; Microsporidia. Gene Ontology annotation, molecular function: mRNA binding; structural constituent of ribosome. Gene Ontology annotation, cellular component: ribosome; cytosolic large ribosomal subunit.